AUGAAGUCUGAAUCUGUGACAUGCGCCGGCAUCGCGACAUCUAUUGCUUUGGCUACAUGUCUAACAGGCGUGUUGGCUAAAGGGAACACUUCAUCUGUUCCAAUCAGCCUGACAGUCUCAAGGCACGGUGGUAAUAAGUCGAGUCCGAUUCUCUAUGGAGUUAUGUUCGAGGAAAUGGACCAUUCUGGCGAUGGUGGAAUUCACGGACAAUUGCUGCAGAACAAUGGAUUUCAAGGAACCACUCUUGGCUUGACUGCAUACGCUCCAGUGGGAGAUGUGAUAAUCUCCCAGGAUACCUCAAAGCCCGUCAGUAAGGCAAUUACGUCUUCGCUCAAUGUUGCCGUACCCCAUGGGGUAAAAGACUACGUUGGCUUUGCCAAUACUGGUUACAACGGAAUCCCAGUCACGGGUGCCACAUACAACUGUUCAUUCUGGAUGAUGGGUAACUAUUCGGGAACCAUCAAUCUGCAGCUUGUUGGGUCGCAUAGUGGUUCAGUACAUGCCGAUCACAACUUGACCGUCGAGAGUACAGAUUCAAAAUUCAGGGAAUUCAAAACCAGGUUCAACACUACCUAUGCACCGCAAGGGGAUAAUGAGUGGCAUUUGACAUUCGAUGGAUCGAAGGUUGCUGGUAGCUCGCUGAACUUUGGCUUAAUCCAGCUGUUUCCUCCUACCUUCAAGGGGAGAGAAAAUGGAUUGCGAGAUAACCUUGCAUCUUUUCUGGACGAGGUUCAUCCAGCGUUUCUCCGGUUCCCGGGCGGGAAUAACCUCGAAGGCUUGGAAGUUGAGACUCGCUGGAAGUGGAACACCACUAUUGGGCCCGUUGUCGACCGCCCAGGAAGAGACAGUGACUGGUUUUACCCCAAUACAGAUGCCCUCGGCCUGGAUGAGUACCUGUGGUGGUGUGAAGAUAUGAAUAUGGCACCACUUCUGGCUGUCUGGUCAGGAAAGUCCUAUGGAGACAUUCUCUCCGGUCCGGACCUUCACCCUUUCGUUCACGAUAUCAUGAAUGAGAUGGAAUACCUCUUUGGCAAUACCUCGACAUAUUAUGGCAAACUGCGAGCCCAGAACGGCCGCAAAGAUCCAUGGAAGGUUGACAUGAUUGAAAUUGGCAACGAAGAUGACCUCACUCUCGGCUGUGAUACCUAUCCAGAUCGUUUCAAUCAAAUCUAUAAGGCCAUCCACGACAAGUACCCGAACAUCACGCUUGUUGCUUCUCACGGGAACUAUUCGUGUCUGCCAUCCCCACUUCCUAAAGAUGUCAUCAUUGAUCUGCAUCUGUACCGAGCACCAGACGACUUUGUCAAAUUGUUCGAUCAGUUUGACAACCAGCCGCGGAACCAGUCAGUGAUGAUUGGUGAGUUUGGAUGUCGCAAUACUUCAGAAGAGACAGGGACAUACUGGCCAUACAUGCAGGGAAGCUGCAGCGAGGCCGUAUACAUGAUGGGAAUGGAGCGCAACAGUGAUGUUGUCAAGAUGGUGGCUUAUGCACCCUUGCUGCAACACUUUGAUUUCGUCUCUUGGUCGCCCACACUAUACGGUUUCAAUUCUGCUCCCGACUCUGUCACGCCUUCGGUUUCAUACUUUGUUCAAAAGAUGUUCGCAUCCAACAAGGGUGAUACCAUUGUUCCAGUUGAAUCAUCAACAGGAUUUGGACCUGUUUACUGGGUGGCUUCGAAGACAGGUUCACACUACUACUUGAAACUGGCUAACUAUGGCCCCGAACACCAGAGCAUCAAAGUGCAUAUACCAGAAACCAAAACUGGUAAACUGGAGAUUCUUGCAGGUCCCCAGUACCAAGGCGACACACCUUCCAACGUGCAAAUCCAAACUGUCACCACCAGUGUUUUCAACGCGCAAGGGAAGUACUCAAUAAACAUGGCUCCUUGGGCUGUUGCUGUUUUGGCAGUUUCAUGA
Penicillium vulpinum is the source of this 1917-nucleotide messenger RNA. RefSeq lists its product as uncharacterized. Gene Ontology annotation, biological process: L-arabinose metabolic process. The record is from RefSeq and is a predicted model, not a curated record. Lineage: Eukaryota; Fungi; Ascomycota; Eurotiomycetes; Eurotiales; Aspergillaceae. Bases 1 to 1917 code for a protein of 638 amino acids. Gene Ontology annotation, molecular function: alpha-L-arabinofuranosidase activity. The transcript is spliced from 4 exons.